Molecule: messenger RNA, 1758 nt
Organism: Microthlaspi erraticum
Lineage: Eukaryota; Viridiplantae; Streptophyta; Magnoliopsida; Brassicales; Brassicaceae
Source: the annotation of a GenBank genome assembly
AUGAGAGUUCUUAGUUGGAAUUGUCAGGGUUUAGGGAAUCCGUUUACAAUUAGUCAUCUACGAGAACUCUGGGGGAAGUUCAAACCUGAGUUUCUAUUUCUUUCUGAAACGAAACAGGGGUUUGGUUUUGUCCAGCAAUUCCAAUUUCAUUUUGGCUAUGACAGGGUUUUUACGGUGGAACCGACUGGUGCGAGUGGGGGAUUGGCGCUGUUCUAUAACAAUUCAUAUGAUGUCAAUAUCGUUUGUUCAAAUAAAAGGAUUAUUGACAUUGAGGCCCGACAUGAAGGAAAUGUGAUCUUCAUGUCUUUUGCCUAUGGGGAUCCAGUGGUUAAGUUGCGGGAUCUUGUCUGGGAACGGAUUACAAGAAUUGGAACAACAAGAACAGAACUUUGGUUUCUUAUUGGUGAUUUUAAUGAGAUCACAGGAAAUCAUGAGAAACAAGGUGGAGCCUUACGUCAAGCAUCGUCUUUUGUCCCUUUUAAUUUGAUGAUUAGUGAUUGUGGCUUUGUCGAUUUCCCAAGCCGUGGAAAUACAUUGUCAUGGAGGGGACGAAGAAAAGGGAGAAUAGUGAGAUGCAUGCUGGAUAGAGCAUUAGCAACGGAAGAAUGGCAUGAUCUCUUUCCGGUCUCCCAUGUUCAGUACUUGCCAAUGAUUGGUUCUGAUCAUAGACCAAUAUUAGCUACUCUGGACUCCAAAGUAACAAAGCGGCGAAAACAAUUUCGGUUUGAUAAAAGGUGGAUUGGCCUGGAGGGACUCAUGGACUCUAUUGAGCGGGGGUGGAACUAUACUCGGGGGGAGGUUUCACCGGGAUUGGUUGAUAGGAUUGGUAACUGCCGCCAUGAGGUAUCGGUAUGGAGGACGGAGAAACAACCUUAUGGGAAACAGAAGAUAGAGGAAUUACAACGGGCACUGGAAGAGGUUCAAAAUGAUGACAAUAGUACUCAAGAGGAGCUUAUCGACAUCACAAACAAACUGAAGGAAGCAUAUAGAGACGAAGAGGAAUAUUGGAAACAGAAGAGUCGAAAUUUGUGGCUAAAAGAUGGAGAUUUAAAUACGAAAUUCUUCCAUGCCUCGACGAAACAACGGAGAGCAGCUAAUAGGAUUGUCGGUCUACAUAAUGACGACAACGUAUGGGUAGCUGGAGAAAAAGAGGUGGAAAAGGUAGCAGUCGGUUAUUUUGACAAACUGUUCACGUCAACUUUACCGACGGAUUUCACGGGAGUACUCGCGCAUAUGCCACACCGGAUUACUGCGCAGGAAAAUGAACUUUUAACUCGUCGUGCGACAGAGAUGGAGGUACAUGCAGCGCUAUUCAUGAUGCAUCCAGAGAAAGCACCAGGACCGGAUGGCAUGACUGUGUUAUUUUUUCAACGUUCAUGGCAUAUAGUUAAAAAUGAUAUUCUCAAGAUGGUUAAUAAUUUUCUCACAUCGGGUACUUUUGAUGAAAGAUUGAAUAUGACCCACAUUUGUCUGAUCCCAAAAACGGGACGACCGAAUAGGAUGACAGAGUUACGACCGAUCAGCCUAUGUAAUGUGGGUUAUAAGAUCAUUUCCAAAGUCCUCUGUCAGAGACUCAAAGGGAUCUUACCUAGGUUGAUUUCGGAAACUCAGUCUGCUUUUGUACCGGGCCGGCUAAUUUCUGAUAACAUACUGAUAGCUCAGGAGAUGUUCCAUGGACUCCGGACGAAUAAAUCAUGUAAAGGAAAAUUUAUGGCAGUAAAAACAGAUAUGAGCAAGGCUUAUGAUCGGGUUGAAUGA